CUCCCCCCUAAACAAACAUUUACAUCCAAAAACCACACACACAAAAAGAAAAAAAAAUGGCAGUCAGCCACUUAUCAAAUGAUCUUGAAGAUGAUGAAUACAUUGAGAUGGAAGUCAGUUCAUACUCCACCUUCUUCUGCAACUCCUCCUCCAUAAGCUCACCACCUCCGCAGUUCCCCAUCCCCAUAGAGUUUGAGUUCCAAAUGUCUUCUUCCAUGGAAAUCCAGCCCACUACUUCCCCAGCUGACGAACUCUUUUACAAAGGUAAGCUUCUUCCACUUCACCUUCCUCCUCGUUUACAAAUGGUCCAAAAACUCCUGCAAAACUCGACUUCCCUUUAUGGAGACUUCUAUGGGACGCCUUUAACGAGCACUCCAUUUGAAUCCUGCAAUGUUUCGCCUUCUCAGUCGUGUCGGAUUAGUCAAGAGUUGAAUCCUGAGGAGUGUCUGUUUGAGUACUCAACUGAAGCUUUGAGUGGCCAUUGCAACGAUAAAAACCACCGGAAAAAGUCCUCGUCGUCGGUCAUCGGUUCGAAACUGAAGGCAUAUAGGGGUUAUCUGAAAUCUUUGUUUAGUAAAUCAGGAUGCUCCAGUGAAUCAUGUUCAGCAGCAAAAGUUGCUGAUGAAGGAUCCAUCCUGAGAGCGAAAGAAAGGUUGGAUCGAUCCAUGAUGAUGAAAUCAACAAAGAAAGCUCCGUUCGGACAAAUUCGUCAUAGGAGAUCUUUGUCUUUGGCUAUCAAACGACAAGAUUCGACGAACAAGUCUCCUUCUUCAUCAUCAUCAUCUGGCUCUUCUCCAUCUCCAAACUCAAAUGGUGUUCAGUAUUUGCAGCUUCUUAAACGAAGCAGCAGCGUGAAUGUUGAGAUUGAGAGUCCAAUUCAAGGAGCCAUUGCGCAUUGCAAGCAAUCUCAGCAGUUGAUAAGGUCGAGAAAGACUGUUAGUGAAGUUGGACAUGCAAUAUGGAUAUGACGUGAUUCCAACACGAUAGUACGGUGAUGUACAACGAAACACGACCAAUGACAUCAUUCAACAAGAGAGGCUAAGGGACCGUUGCAGAGCUGAAAUGAAAGAAAGUGAUGAAUUGAAUUCCUUAAAAAGAAAACCUUUUGGAUGUUGAGAUUUUAACCGGGAUUCAAUUAAAAGGUAAUCUCCUAUAGAAAGAUCAAACAGUCAGAUUUUAGCUCAUUUAUGCCACCCUUG
Messenger RNA from Gossypium raimondii (Peruvian cotton), 1199 nucleotides. Its product is annotated as probable membrane-associated kinase regulator 4. The record is from RefSeq and is a predicted model, not a curated record. Gene Ontology annotation, cellular component: plasma membrane. The transcript has a single exon. NCBI's taxonomy places the organism in Eukaryota, Viridiplantae, Streptophyta, Magnoliopsida, Malvales, Malvaceae. Gene Ontology annotation, molecular function: kinase inhibitor activity. The coding region runs from base 57 to 968 and encodes 303 amino acids.